Molecule: messenger RNA, 5544 nt
Organism: Anopheles nili
Lineage: Eukaryota; Metazoa; Arthropoda; Insecta; Diptera; Culicidae
Gene: form3
Exons: 12
Coding region: 1-5544 (1847 amino acids)
Biological process (GO): cellular component organization
Molecular function (GO): actin binding
Source: RefSeq, a predicted model, not a curated record
AUGGAUGCCCGCAUCGGACUGGAGUACAUCAUCGAGAACAACGACUACGUGAACAAGCUUGGGCUUGCGCUGGACACCAACAAUGUCACGGUUAAGAAGCAAAUCUUCGAGCUGCUAUCGACGCUGUGUGCCUUCAGCGCGAACGGGUACAAGCGUGCGAUCGAAACGCUGGAGCACUACAAGAGCAUUAAGAACGAGCGGUAUCGACUGAACCUGGUCGUGUCCGAGCUGGAUAAGGCGACCACGAUCGAGUACCAGAUAGCACUGCUGGCGUUCGUCAACUGUGUUAUCAUUUCGGCCGGUUCGCUUAAGGAUCGGAUACGAAUGCGCAACGAGUUUAUCGGAUUAAACCUCAUACCAGUAUUAAAUAAUUUAAGGCGCACGGCCAGCAACGUCCCGGAUAUCGCCUCACAGAUAGAGGUGUUCGACGAGCAGCAGGAAUGCGAUGUCUCCCAGAGCCUCCAGGUGCCGGAUGGGAUCGAUCUGAAUUCGCAUCUUGAUGUCUUCAACGCUAUUCUAGCGCAGGUCGCGGGUACUCCGCAAGCAACGCCAUUUCUAAGCAUACUCCAGCACCUGCUGCAGAUCGAUCCGAAGGAGCAGAUCAGUGACAUCGUCUGGGACACGGCCGAGACGCUAGUGCACCGAGCCACGCUGCUGGAAGACAAGGAAGCAUCCGCCCGGCUCCUGAGGGCACCAAGUGUGCAGAAGUUCUUCACCUGCCCUCAUUGCCGAGGCGACCUGAGUGGGGGUCCAGCGCGACGUCCCUCCGUUGGUAGCUCCCUGCAACCUUCACCCAGCUCCACCACCUUUGGGGCGCCACCACCACCACCGCCUCCAGCCUCGCUGCAGUGUGCCGCGGCACCACCACCUCCACCGCCACCUGGCUGUGGAGGACCAGCACCUCCACCACCGCCACCACCGCCUCUCGCUGGCGGCCGAGCACCCCCUCCACCUCCACCACCCAUGGCCGGAGGUCCUCCUGCGCCACCUGCUCCACCUGCCCCGCCAGCACCGAACCUGCUAUCGGUGCAAACCCCCGCCAGCAAUGGCACCCUGGCUCGUUCGAAGACACCCGAUGAGGCUCCGGUCGUGAUCGUGAAGCCUCUACCCCAGCAGGAGACACCAGUGCCUCGUGCCAAGAUGAAGACGAUCAACUGGAACAAGAUCCCGCCCCAACGGGUACUGGGCAAACAGAACAUCUGGUCGAUCGUGGCUGACUCCCACCAGGACAGCCCGAUGGCCGAUCUUAAUUGGGACGAAAUGGAGGGCUUGUUCUGUUUGCAAACGCAAACGCAAGGCUCCCCGAAGCUUGGUCAUCGAGGUGGGGCGUCCGGGGGUGAUGGAAGCAAUGGUGGUGGUGGAGCCGGUGGCACUGACACACCGGAUUCGCGGAAAUCGCGCAAGGAGAACGAGAUCACGCUACUGGACGGGAAGCGCAGUCUGAAUGUGAACAUCUUCCUGAAGCAGUUCCGUACGACGAACGAGGACAUCAUACAGCUGAUCCGGCACGGCGAGCACGAAGAUAUUGGUGCGGAGAAGCUGCGUGGGUUGCUGAAACUCCUGCCCGAGGUGGACGAGCUCGAGAUGUUGCGGGCGUUCGAUGGCGACAACAACCGGUUGGGUAAUGCGGAGAAGUUCCUGUUACAGCUGGUACAAGUGCCUAACUACAAGUUAAGAAUCGAGAGCAUGUUGCUGAAGGAGGAGUUCAAAGCGAAUCUGAUGUACUUGGAGCCGAACAUACACGCCAUGCUGUAUGCGGGUGAAGAUCUGAUGAACAAUAAGGCGCUCCAGGAGGUGCUAUACAUGGUGGUGGUGGCUGGUAACUUCCUUAACUCGGGUGGAUACGCGGGUAAUGCGGCAGGCGUGAAGCUAUCCUCACUGCAGAAGCUCACCGACAUCCGUGCGAACAAACCGGGCAUGAAUUUGAUCCACUUUGUGGCACUGCAGGCGGAGAAGAAGAACACCGCCUUGCUGGAGUUUCCCGGUCAGCUUACGAUGUUGGAAAAUGCUACCAAAACAACCGUCGAACAGAUUAGCAACGAAGUGAACGCCAUCGACAAUCGCAUCAAGAAGAUCAAGAAACAGAUCGAGCUACCGAAGACGGAUGAGGAUAUCAAGUUCCAGAUGGAGGAGUUCCUCAGUACGGCGGAGCAAGACGUCGUAAUGUUGCAGCGCGCAUUGAAACAGCUGGAAGCCAUGCGCCUACAGUUGGCUGAGUUCUUCUGCGAGGAUAUGGGCACGUUCAAGAUGGAAGAGUGCUUCAAGAUUUUCCACACCUUCAGCGAAAAGUUCCAGCACGCCGUUAAGGACAACGAGAAGCGUCGUGUGCAGGAGGAACAGGCCAUGAUCCGCAGGAAGCAGCGCGAGGAAACUCUUCGCCGGAGGCAAUCUAAUCAACCUGGUACGCCAGUGUCUGAUUCGGAGGGAAGUUUACUGCUGGACGCUUCGCAGUACGACCUUCGCUACAGUCCGGCAAUGUCCCGUCGGCGCUUGGGAUCAUUCAACAGUAACGGUGAUGCCCUUUUGCUGCGGGACGAAUGUGCCUCACCGGACAUUACACCGAACGGUAGCUUAAGGAGACGUCGAAGCCGGGUUCUGUCGGAGGAAGAUGAAGGUAAUCUCAUGGACUUCUUACGCUCUUCGGGACACGAGAGCAGCAAUCGAGAGCGGAAGUCCGCAGCCUACGGUAGUUUGGACCGGUCGUGGGCCCGUCGAGCCCGUUCCGGAAGUGGCAGCAAGAAGCGUCCGGAUCUGCUGAAUGUACAGUUCGGUGCGGACCGGGAGCGACCAAGCUCACCUUCGCCGGUGACCGAAACGAAGCCGCUCGCGGUGGAAGAACACAAACCAAGAAUUUCCAGGGAAUGGCGGCAAAAGAUCGAGUCCUGGUUGCAGGCGAACGAGCAGGAUGAACGACAGAACGAUGACUACAAGAAGAAGCUGAAGCGCGUUUCGGCUAACAGGCGCUCGUACGAGACGGACAACGAAAGUGACCGCGGCAGCAAGCUGGAUCCGUUACCAGAGGAGAAACCACCGACGGUGACUUCACCGGAACCACCGGCUGUCCCGAAGAUUGUAACUCCUGCCUUGGGUUCUGGUCAGAAGGCGUCGGUUUCUCCAUCACCAUCCGAUCAGCAGCUGUUCGGUGGAUCGAUGACGUACAAGCGAGUCUACCCGAAUUGGCGACCAGGGACUUCGCUCGAGCAGACGGACGUCGUGGGUACGAUAGAGGCCUUAACAGGUGCGGUCUCACCCGAUGCAGAUAAGUCAACGUGGCGCAAAUCGCUGCUCAACACCGCCAGCAGUACGGAGAGUGAUGAUGCGGUGCAACAGCGCUACCGCCGCCAACGUUCCCGAGAGGGAGGUCAAAAUCCGAGUUCGAACCUUCAGUCGAUUCUCGAGGAGGACAAACGUAAGAACAUCAUCCAAUCGCUAGGCGAACGACCACCGUCGGAUCGACUGCAGAUCUACAUCCGGCGUGGCUCGGAUAACCCCCCAGGGACGCCUUCGGACGGGUCUCCGGCAGCGGAUGGUGCCAAGAGUGUCGCGGGCAGCACCGGAACCAGCGAAGAGAACAAACAAUCGAUCUACAUCCGCCAACCGCUUACCAACGGAAAGCAGUCGAGCUACAGCUCAGCUGGCACGCCUUCCACGGUGUCCUCCAGCAUGGCCAGUACCACUUCGGGUUCGGAACUAGUGACGGUGUCCGGUGGGGAAACGGCUACUUCACCAUCUUCCGGUGCAGUAGCUCCACCACCUCGACGAACUCGCCGUGCACACCACGUGUACGAUGAGUCGACCAACAACAAGAUUGAGAUCGACUCGGACAACAUCGAAACACCACCCUCGAUUAGACGUAAUGUUGGAGGAGUCGGUGGUGCGGGAGGCACCUCAGGUGCGGGUACGGCGUCUGCCAGUGGAGGAUCCUGUCGUCGGCUACACCACCACAACCAGACCGAGUCCAAGGAUGCGUUGUCGAUGACUGCAAAUGACUCAGGCAAGGGCUCGUCAGCGACCGAUAGCAAUGGCGUGGAAGUGCUGGGUGAUGGCCAAUUCGAUCGGUUCUCGUCGGCUAGAAGGACACGCCGGUUUAAGCGACCGAUUGAUCUUGGAACGGGUGCUGGUAGUGGCAAUGAGACGACCACCACAACUGCCACCACGGCUUCUCCGUCGCCAGAUUCACUACCGGAUAGUGCGUCCCAGAGUCCACUUCUUGUGAGCACCAAGGUCUCAACCACAGCAAGUGGUAAGGACACAGCCAAACAGGAGCAAGAGCAUCGAUUGAAGCGGUGGCAGGACAAGCUAAAGUCUUCCACGACAUCGGGCGCCGGUGUGGGAGCAUCUCCAACAAAUGGCCGAGAAUCGCCUCGUUCCCACGCCGAAACCGUGUUGAACCGGGCAAGCAAGGUGGGUCGUACGAUUAGUCGCAUUAGUCAGGAGGACGUGCGUGAAGCCAUCCGGAGCCUGAAGUCGCCAACGCCUGAGCGCACCUGGAGCCCUACGAAGGAGCUACAUCAGCAGCACGCAAAGGGCGUCGUGGCUACGCAUGAGCUCAAUGACGAGGGCUUCGAGGAGACACAAAGUCUAGUCUCGGAUACGCCUUCUCAGGGCAAAGACAGCGUAUCAUCCUGCAACGAUUAUGGUUCGGACACCAAGAGCAAGCGCGUUGUUCCGAGCUCCACAGGCAGCAAAUUUUCUGUCGGAACUCCGAGCUCCAAGCAAACGUCAUCGACGACAACGGGGAUGCGCACUAGCAGUCCAAGCAUGGCCAGCCUGUUGAUGGUAAAGAAUGGAGGGACUAGUCUUGAGCGUAGUCGAUCCCUUCGUGGCGCACCCUCAGCUAGUCUGCCCACCAGCAAGAAUCUCCUGCCACGUCGGACGGCAUCCAUGAGACGAGGUCCUUCGACGACUAUAUCAUCAUCCACGACCAGUGUCGAUGGCACACCAGGACUACUUCGGCCUAUCGCUCGUCAGGCACAGGACGUCGAACGGAGUAAUUCUCGCACAAGCCUCCGAUCGUCCCGGUCGUCACUUAGCAGCGCCGUCUCGACGAAUACCGUCCGAAAGGUGCCACCACCGUUGCGAUCUGCCACCGGUUCCACUGUUGGCACCUUCUCUAAAGCCUUCGCUCCGCUCUCUACGACGGCCACUACACUGUCCGCGAAUAGUUCACCCUCGAAGCGCCCUCUAGCAACGGCCACCUCAGGCAACAUCGGUGGCCAUCGAGGUGCACCAGCAAGCCGCAGCAGCUCGAGCGGUUCUAGUAUUGGUCCAGCGGCAGCAGCCGCUAUCGUACGUAAGCCACCGGCGAAGUCCACGGCGGCCAAGGAGAACCAGCACUCGACGACCGGAAGUCGAUUGCCACCGGGAAGUAAAUCGACCAGCAGUGGCAGCUUGGCCGGAUCUGGCACUGGCGGUGGCGUUAGUCCAACACCGGCCUCGGGACGUCAGUCGGUGACUGGGACACAGUCCACGGUUGCCUCCCGACGUACUGGUGGCUUUAUGCGGCCUACUACCUCCAGUGCCACCAAAGUGAAGGGUAAAUGA